Messenger RNA from Drosophila obscura, 963 nucleotides. RefSeq names its product nuclear pore complex protein Nup98-Nup96-like. Gene Ontology annotation, cellular component: nuclear pore cytoplasmic filaments; nuclear pore. Bases 1 to 963 code for a protein of 320 amino acids. NCBI's taxonomy places the organism in Eukaryota, Metazoa, Arthropoda, Insecta, Diptera, Drosophilidae. Gene Ontology annotation, biological process: protein import into nucleus; post-transcriptional tethering of RNA polymerase II gene DNA at nuclear periphery; RNA export from nucleus. Gene Ontology annotation, molecular function: structural constituent of nuclear pore. The transcript has 3 exons. The record is from RefSeq and is a predicted model, not a curated record.
AUGAGUAAAAGGAGAUACGUUAAGUCUUGUUUGGAUGACCAGGCCGCCGCCACAGGUAACGACCAUGUUGACCAUGACCGUGAUUACGUUCCGGUGCCAGUCACCGUAAAAUCAACGGUCGCCAAAGGCUCCAAGCGGCUUUGGGACGUCACCACCAAAAGUCCGACACAGAGACGGCGAGCGAGCAGCAGCAGCGGUUCCUUCCAGGGACAGCAAGACCAACAUCGGCAGGAUACGGAUAAGUCGCAAACCAGCGCCAUUGCCAAGCGGGAUACCUUCGCAUCACAGCAGCAGCAGGCGGCCCUCUCGCAGGAGACUGUAGUGAAUCGCUCCAGACUGGCCAUUGAGGAAGCAGCGAGGCGCUAUGGGGCGUCAGACUAUGCGCCACAUCCCACAGGGAUAGUGUUGCGACGCGUGGGCUACUACACGAUACCCUCGCUGGAUGAUCCCAAGUCCUACCUGGCCGAGGAUGGGUCCUGUGUGGUGCCCAAUUUCACCAUUGGACGUGAGGGCUAUGGCACUGUGUUCUUUGCCAUGGAAAUGGACGUGGCUGGACUGAAUCUGGAUGAGAUUGUUUACUUCCGUAACAAGGGGAUCAUCAUUUAUCCUGACGAUGAGAAGAGGCCGCCUAUCAACCAAGGCCUGAAUCGUGAGGCACAAGUCACCCUCGAGCAGGUAUGGCCCGUGGACAAGACCCAGACCCAGCCUGUGCCUGUUGUGAAGGAUGCGCAGCGUCUGAUCGAAAUGAAUUGGGAGGGACAUCUGCGUUGCGCCUGCUAUGCAAACGAUAAGCGCUUCGUCGAGUAUCGCCCAGAGACCGGCAGUUGGGUGUUUUGUGUGAAGCACUUCUCCAAGUACGGCCUGGACGAGGACGAUGACAAGAUGACGCUCCAUUCGUUGCGGCCCAGCGUAUACCCGAGGAUAUGCGGCACAAGGUUUCGCGGCAGGUUGCUCGGCCAGUGA